UAGACCACGCCAUACGCGCAGUUGGUGUCGGAGAGGAGCGAAGUCGUCUGGUCUUAUUUUAAUGGUGCUUUGCUAACAUCAAAAUGGUUUAUCUUCCCCUCAUAGUCGGCUUUUCAUUGGUCGCUUUCGGUUAUUCCCAGGACUUGGAACUCCAGCGCUCAUCAACGUCAAACGACAUUAUCAGAGAGACGACGGAAACGGCUCAUCCGAGCACCGCCGCCUCCACGAUCGACCCCCACGAGGCCGAAAAGGAGAAAGCCAACGAAAUCUCCAAAGUCCAGAAAGCCCUGGCAUGGCUGGAAACGCAACGCGAAAUCGACUGGGGCUGGAGGAACGACACCCCUAAAGUACUCACAGCGCUGAAGCUCGCCUCCCGGGAACACACCAACGCCCUCGAGCUCAAGCUCUCCCUUAAACAGAUGGAGGUGGAGAUCGUCGUCAUGUUGUGGAGACACCACGAGAUCCCCGUGGCGCCGCCGAAGCUGGCCCAAUACUGCUUGGCGUUGUGCGCGCUGUGCUCGGACCCGCGGCAAUUCCACGGCCACGAUCUCAUAGGCAGCCUGCAGCACCACGAGCCGAUACACGACAUCGAGUUCGCCUACGCCACGCUGGCGGCCUGCACGGCCCGGGCGCACGUCAGAAAGAAGCAAAUCAGGCGAUUGCUGGACAUCGCCAACACCGCCAAAGACCACAACAUAGAUACGGUAGCGAUGACCAUCCUGGCUUUGAGGUGCAUCGUUAAGGACCAUAGGCACAGGAAUUUACAGCACACACUCCGGCGACCCAGCAUUAACUUGGCUAGGCAACAGCAACAGGACGGCGGCUUCGGCAAUUUGUAUAACACCGCUUUGACCUUACAGGCUUUGCAAGACAUGAACGAGAUCAACAACCACUGGAACCGGAGCGCUGCAAAGGCCUACAUAGAAUCCAAGCAAGACCCAGACGGGGCUUUCACAGACCCCAAUCUCACCGCCGAAGUGGUCCUCGCUCUGUCAGAAAGAGGCCUGGGACAUAUCAGAAACACCGAUUGCGGCAAAUACGACAGCGAUUUGGACAAUCAAGUGGAAAUCGACGGCCUAACGAAAUCCUUCUCGAACCACGGCAACGAUUCCGAAAUACGCAACGUCACCGUCACGUACACGCUUUGGGUGGGCUCGAACGUGACGGAGAACGCGACCAUCAGCGUCACGGCGCCGCGGAACACGUCCUUCUACAACGUCAUGCAGCUGGCCUCCGAGACGGAUCAGCGCUUCGCCUUCGAGGCCUCCGAAUGGCCCAACGGGCACUACGUGCACACCCUGGCCGGCUACAAGGAGGAGCCGAUGGGCUACCAUUACUGGCUGCUGUACCGGCUGCCCGAGCUCCCGGAUCCGCUGACGCCGCCUGCUAAUCAGCUGGUAGCGCCUGUUGGUGUGGAUGAUUUGCUGAUCGAGGAAGGUGAUCACUAUCUAUUCUGGUACAAGAAAUUGUAAAAAUCGUUUUGUCUACGGAUUAUCUUGGGUUGAUUUGUUGUGUUCGAAAUGUUUUGUGUUUCACGUAUGCGAAAGCUUAUAGUAAUCGUGCGAAAUUUGUGGAAAGUGCAUUUAAAAAAGCGGCUUUGCUGGCUUAAUUUGAAGCUUGAAGUAUGUAUGUAAAGUCUACUGUAAUAAUUGGCCCAUCUCUUUAACGAUUAACUAACUUAUAUGAUAUCAACAUGUAAUGAUUUAUGGAACAGCAAAAGGACAGAUAUUGAAUAGAGUUGGGAUUUACAGUGGAAGUUACUGUUAGAAAAUUGGUCGUAACUGUUACUAUUAGAUGUACUCGUGUACUGAAACAAGGCUAAAACUUAUUAGAUAUACUUAUCGAAUUUUCUUGUUAUUUCAAUCAUUUGUGUUGUGUGUUAGACAAAGUGUCAAAAAAGUGCUUGCUGCAUUGCCAAAAUAACAUGGAAAAUUCGUAUUAUUCGGUGGAUUUAUUUUGAAAAAUUUAAUUUUGCCUGCGUAUAAAUUUAUCUGUGGUAUUAUAAAUUGUAAGAUAACUGUUAGAUUUCUUUUUGUCGAUACGAUUAAUUCUGUGAAUUUCUUACAAGGGUUUUAUAGUAGAAAAUUUCCAUCGGGUUUUAGAUGACAAACUUUCUCUUUCUCUUUAUAUGUAUCUAUUUCUUUCAGUGAAUAAUUUUAUUUCUAACGAUGGAAGAUUAUUGGAUUUGACUUGAAACUAAAAGUAUUCUCUAAAAACGUAGUUUUCUAAGAAAUUAGCCAACGUAAAAUUAGAUAUUCAACAGUCAAAAUUCUAAAUAUUUACCUCAAAACAGAAACGCUAUUUAUUCAAAAUAGUUCUCUUCCACAACUCGGUAAAUGAAGUACUAGAAGAAUUGAUUAGUUUAUUAUUAAAGGGUUAAUUAUUUAGGAUUUUCGCCUGUAUCGUAUAAAACUAACUUUUUGUCGUGAAAAUUUCCUGUGAAACUUUUAGACAUACAUAUUUAAAGUAUUUACAAUGAUGCAUUUUUAUGAGACAAUACUUUGAAUUUUCGUUUUGUAAAUGUUUUUAUAGGCAUAGCCGAUUAGACGACCUUUGGUUUUCAAUUGUUAAUACGGAGCAAAAGAAGACAUUGUUGAGAAAAAUUGAUUUAUUUUAUUAUAUUCGGCUUGG
Molecule: messenger RNA, 2631 nt
Organism: Phyllotreta striolata
Lineage: Eukaryota; Metazoa; Arthropoda; Insecta; Coleoptera; Chrysomelidae
Source: the annotation of a GenBank genome assembly